Molecule: messenger RNA, 1506 nt
Organism: Sphaerodactylus townsendi
Lineage: Eukaryota; Metazoa; Chordata; Lepidosauria; Squamata; Sphaerodactylidae
Gene: NDUFA10
Product: NADH:ubiquinone oxidoreductase subunit A10
Exons: 10
Coding region: 126-1181 (351 amino acids)
Biological process (GO): mitochondrial electron transport, NADH to ubiquinone
Cellular component (GO): cytoplasm
Source: RefSeq, a predicted model, not a curated record
UUUGUGGUGUCUUUAUCGUCAUCUGCCCGCGACGCGAGUUCACGCAGAUUGAGGAGGGCCCGCGGCAGUCAAAGGCGCAGGAGAAGUAGGCGACCGUGGCGCCUGUCCCUCCGUCCUAGGUCGUCAUGUCCUUGGGGCCGGUACUCUGUGGAGUUCGGAGCCGCUCGGGGCUGAGUGCUCUGCGAGCGGCAAAGCUUCAUGUUAGCAGUAAUUGGAACCUGAAAUAUGGCUGGCUGGCCUAUGUGCUGGGAGAGAGAACAACUAAGAAGUUUAAUGCAUUCAGCAAAGUUUUCACAGUGGAUGGCAAUUUACGCAGCGGCAAAGGCAAACUGGCAGAGCAGAUAGCAGAAAAGCUAAAUAUGCGCUACUUCCCAGAGGCAGAUAUUCAUUAUUUAGAUAAGGUUACAGUAGAUGGAUCAAUUCUGGAAUCAAAAUUCAAUGGCAAUUGUAGCCUGGAGACAUUCUACAAUGAUCCUAAAAAUCCAAACGGAAAUUCAUACCGCCUUCAAUACUGGUUGUACAGUAACCGCCUUUUGCAGUACGGUGAUGCAUUAGAACACCUCCUGGCUACAGGACAAGGAGUAGUACUGGAACGCUCCCCCUACAGUGAUUUUGUAUUCUUGGAUGCAAUGUUUAAGCAAGGCUACAUUCACAAAAGGUGCGUAGAGCACUAUGAGAAGACCAAGCACCUGAGCAUUUGUGAGGUCUUGCCUCCUCAUCUUGUCAUUUAUAUCGACGUACCUGUCCCAGAAGUGAUGAAGAGAAUCGAAGAGAAAGGAGAGCCAUAUGAAAAAAAGGUGUCAUCUGCUUAUCUUCAGAGCAUUGAAGACAGCUAUAAGAAAUCUUUUCUGCCAGAAAUCAGUGAGACCUCUGAGGUUUUGCAGUAUACAGCCAGUGAGGCUGAGGAAGUGGAUAUAGUCAUUGAAGAUAUUGAAAGCCUGAAGUUUGAGAAGCAGCCUUGGGUGGAUCAAAACGACGCUAGUCUUCAUCACUUGAGGAAACUUGUAGAGAACAAGACGUUAUUGAUGCGUCCUACAAACAUUCCGUCAUAUAUUCCGGAAAUCACAGUAGGAGGCCAUGAGUUUGACAAACUGUAUUACCAAUACAAGGAUCUUCCAGGCCGCAAAUACGCUGCUGGUUAUAAUGCUGACGUGGGAGACAAGUGGAUUUGGCUGAAAUAAAACUCCCGGGGAGAAGUGGAAGUGUUCAGUUGGCCACUGAACUAGGAUUAUGACAGCGAUGAUGAAGCUCCUAUUAGUCAUCCAGCCCUUUCUACCUGCGCAGGGUAAUUGACGCACAAGAAGAUCCCAGGGUGUAGAUUUACCUUGUUGCAAAAAGUGCAUCCUUCCCAAGGCUGUUCUGAAAUGCAUCUCACUAGGAAGACUUAAGUAGCUUAUGCGGCAGGUAGGCUUGAUGAUUUAAAAUGGGAUCUCAUCAUUGAAACUUUGGCUUAACGUGUCCUAAGAAUUUGACUGGCUGUUGGUAAAAUAAAACCCUUGGCUGGAA